This is a messenger RNA of Drosophila serrata, 675 nucleotides long. RefSeq lists its product as uncharacterized. The record is from RefSeq and is a predicted model, not a curated record. Lineage: Eukaryota; Metazoa; Arthropoda; Insecta; Diptera; Drosophilidae.
AUGUUUCGUAGUGUCUUACAGUGUUUUCUUCUGUUAAUUCUCUACGGGAUCAGUCAUCAGGGAGAUGACUUCAGCAUGCCCAGUGCCGCAUGGCUAGAAUAUCAGCGAGAGCGAUUUGGUGUCAAUAAUCCACAGAUAAUGAUGAGUUCCACAAAGGCACCACUGAACCUUAAUGUGGAGGUGGUGACCCCCAAAGUGGAGACCACAUCCAGGAGACACUCGUCAAAUGCGCCGGAAAAUGUCAGUGGGGAAUCAAGCGAGGAGGAGACCACCGAGCAGCCUUCAGAGGAUGGUGAUGGCAUCGAGUUGCCCAGCAUGCAAGGAUUUCUCAAGUUCCUUAAGACCUUGCAGAAGACCUGGAUUAAUAAAUCGGCCCUUAACUUUGGCAAGAAGAUAAAGCUGCUGCAAAAUUUACGUGACAAUCUUAUGCGACUAAUUGAGCAACAAUUUGCGGCACUUUGGCAGCCUCCGGAGCGGAAAAGGCGACGUCGCCGUGGAUUGCUGGAUGACUCGGAUAUAGACUUCCCACCCGAGGCGGCCAUUAUGACCAUUAACUUUCUCACCUUUGCAGUUUUUCUCAUCAAACUGGUCAUGCAAGUGAUAAAGAUCGUGAAGAGCAAGCAUUACACUUUGUCCGGAUUCAGCCUUACUCCGGAAGUUGUCCAGCGAACAUAA